AUGUCGAACCUUAUGAAAUUAGCGUUCACGGCUCUUGACAUCACCGAAAAGAAUUACCUUUUAUGGAUUCUAGAUGCUGAAAUUCAUCUUGCCGCUAAUGGUCUUGAAAAUACCAUCAAAGAUGAAAACACUACGUCCGACCAAGAUAAUGCCAAAUCAAUGAUUUUCACGAAGAUUACUUCUCAACUCAAAUUAUGUGGAGAAAUUAUUACUAACAGAGACAUGUUAGAGAAAACAUUCUCCACAUUUCAUGCAUCGAAUGUGCUCCUACUGCAAGGACGACAUCAUAGUCGUGGUCGUGGUCAUGGUCAUUUUUCAGGUCGUGCCCGCGGAAAUGGUCAAGGACGUGGUGGUGGUGGUCGACACAAUAUCCGCAACGAUGAUAAAAAGGAUCAAAUUAAUAAGACCGUGGAAAACAAAUGCUAUCGUUGCGGCAUGAAAGGUCAUUGGUCACGUAUCUGUCGUACGCCGAAGCAUUUUAUCAAUCUUUAUCAAGCAUCGCUAAAAGGAAAAGGGACCAUCGAGUCCAACUCGACUUCAACUCCCGACGAUGAUAAAAUAGCUUUUGGACUCGAUGACUUUUUCGGGUUUGACAUCGUCGAUUUUCUUUUUCGAGCGUGA
This is a messenger RNA of Impatiens glandulifera, 621 nucleotides long. RefSeq lists its product as uncharacterized. The coding region runs from base 1 to 621 and encodes 206 amino acids. Lineage: Eukaryota; Viridiplantae; Streptophyta; Magnoliopsida; Ericales; Balsaminaceae. The transcript is spliced from 3 exons. Gene Ontology annotation, molecular function: zinc ion binding; nucleic acid binding. The record is from RefSeq and is a predicted model, not a curated record.